UUGUGCGACCAAGAGUAAUUAUUAUUAAUUACAUUAUCUUGUUUCCUUGUAAAUUCAAAACACCACUGUAUAUUUACAUUAAUUUACUACACCUUUAUUCGGUGAACAUGGAUAUAAACAGGGAUAAUAAAUUAAUAUGUGAAGAUUGUGGAAAGUCAUUUUCUUCUACUUCAACAUUGUAUCGGCAUAUGAGGGAUAUACAUAAUAAAAAACAGAGUGAAAAAGAGAGCCAACACAUUAUUUGCCCCCUUUGCCUGGACAAAGAGAAGUUUACAUCCUAUGAUUCUUUAAUAAGACACUUUCAUAGUAUUCAUAAUAUACAUAUUAAAGAAUCUGUUUUAAAUUUUAGGAAUUUGGCAGAGUUUGAAAUUUGGAGGUCUGCAGAAAACAGAGAGGUAGAUUAUGCUGUUCAUCGAAGAAAGAAAUGUGCUAAUGGGGAAGAAUUUAUUUACUAUAAUUGUAAUAGAAGUGAUUCAAAAGGAUAUGUCAGUACAUGUUUGCAACGGUAUUUAAAGUCUAAAGGAAGCAUUCGUAUGCAAGGAAUUUGUCCAUCAAGAAUAAUAGUUAAAAUUCUAGUAGAUGGAGUGAUUAGAGUAAGAUUUUUUGAAACCCACAUAGGACACCCUGACGAAUUAAGAAGCAAAAGGCUAACAAAAUCGGAACAGGAGAUAAUUGUGAAUAAAUUAGCAGCAGGAAUUUCAAACAAGAGAAUUAUUCAGGAGGCCAGAAGCGUAGACGGCAAUAAACUACAAAGGAAAAAUUGUAUAACAAGAGGACAUUUAGAGUACCUAAUACGAAAAUUUAAUAUUGACAAGAAAAGGGACAGUAAUGAUAUGAUAGCCACAGUGUUAAAAAUUCAGGAAUGGAACAGUGAUGGAAAAAAUCAUGGAUUUUUAUUUAAACAGAUAGGAGAAACUUAUCCAGGAUUAGAAGAAGAUGAUUUUGCAGUUGGAUAUAUGAAUGCUAUUAUGGAAAAAAAAUUAAGAGAUUUUCCAAAAAUAAUCUGUAUAGAUGGAACUCAUGGAACAAAUAGGAGAAACUGGGACUUGACAAUUGUGUUAAUAAGAGAUGAACAAAAUAUGGGUUUUCCAGGCACUUAAAACUAGAUUAGGGGAAGCAGUUCAAGCUGAAUAUAUAAUGAGUGAUGACGAUCCAAAAUAUUACAAUGCAUGGAUAAUGGCUAUGGAUGCAGAACAUAAACCAAGAAGAUUACUUUGUACCUGGCAUAUAGUGAAAAAUUGGAACAUACAGGAAGGUCUAAAAUCAAGAAGUUGGAAAAUAGACAGAUAAUGAAACAUGAAAUGAGGAAAAUUUUAAAGGAGACUGAUCCACAAAAAUUU
Anthonomus grandis grandis is the source of this 1340-nucleotide messenger RNA. RefSeq lists its product as uncharacterized. NCBI's taxonomy places the organism in Eukaryota, Metazoa, Arthropoda, Insecta, Coleoptera, Curculionidae. The record is from RefSeq and is a predicted model, not a curated record. The coding region runs from base 108 to 1100 and encodes 330 amino acids. The transcript has 7 exons.